Closterium sp. Naga37s-1 is the source of this 1059-nucleotide messenger RNA. The record is from the annotation of a GenBank genome assembly. NCBI's taxonomy places the organism in Eukaryota, Viridiplantae, Streptophyta, Zygnematophyceae, Desmidiales, Closteriaceae.
AUGCUGCUACAGGGAGGCAACCACGAGGAGGGGGCAGAGAGGGCAGAAAGGCCAAUUGAAGCUUCAGAAGUGAGGCGCGUGUAUGGGAAGAUGGUAGAACCUCCAACCCUCCACCCAUCCCAUGAUGCAAACCUUCCACCCAUUCCGCACCCCUUCUCCUCUCCACCCAUCCCGCACCCCUUUUCCUCUCCCAUCCCACCCCUUGCGUCAGCAACAAAGGACAGGCAUGUGAACCCCCUCCCUCCACCCAUCCCGGACCCCUUUUCCCCUCUCUUGCACAACAGCGCAAUGUUCAGGAGAGCUGAGCUCUCUCUUUUCACACAACCCCCUCUACCCCUGCCCGAGGGACUGAGAUUGCGCAUGCCAUGCAUCGUGCACAUUGCAACUGCUUCCCCUCCUCGCCCCUCCCCUCCUCGCCCCUCCCAUCCUCACCCCUCCCCUCUCCUCCUGCAUGGCUUGUCUGCCAUCGGUCCUGCUUCCUCGCCCACACUCACAUUCAACCGAGUCAACGCCGGUCAACGGGACUUCCCUGCCAUCCACUCACUGCCCUCCCCUCGCCUCGUCCGCCGCUGCCACCACUGCCUGCCGGCGCUGCUUCCUCACCACCGAAACGGCCUGACAGCCAUGGGGAGGAGGGGAGGGGGAAGAGACAGGCAUGCGCGGGCAACAGACGGCAAUCUCAAGGGCGCCUUGCUUCUCACCAUGAGCGGAGCGAACAUUGCAGCAGCACUGCCAUGGCAUGUGCUGCCUAUGAGUGCUACCACUGCCGCCUGUGCUGCCAGCACAGCACGACUGUCAGCAACCCCUCUUGCGCCCAAUCCCACUUCGCUGCUCAUCCCCCCCCCCUUGCCCAUCCCCCCUUGCGCCCAUUCCCCCGUGAUUGCCUGCGGUCAAUCGAGGCUGCUUGUAGUGAGACGGCUCGCAGAUCCGCGCUCCAACUCCGCCCGCGCAUGUUCUCACCCCCCCUCUCCGCGCUGCCCUGCAGCUUCCCCCGCGCUCGCGCAAACCCGCGCUGCUGCGGCAUCAGGCGAAGGUGGACGGGAGGAGCGGCGCAUGUAA